AUGGCGGUUGCAGGGUUCCUGCUGUGGGAGCUACGCCGCCUGUGUCGAGUGCUGCUGUUCCUCUCGCAGUUCUACAUCCUCUCGGGCGGCGAGCCUUCGCAGCCGCUGGCUCAGUCCGACAAGGAUCCGGGCCCCACACGUACGUUCACAGUAGUGCCCAGGGCAGCAGAAAGCACCGAUAUCCCACCUUAUAUGAUGAAGUGUCCGAGCAAUGGUUUGUGUAGCAGGCUUCCUGCAGACUGUAUAGAGUGCAAGACCAAUUUCUCCUGUGUCUAUGGGAAGCCUGUCACUUUUGACUGCACAGUCAAACCUUCUGUUACCUGUGUUGAUCAAGACUUCACAUCCCGAAAGAGCUUUGUCCUCAACAUGACUUGCAGGUUCUGCUGGCAGCUUCCAGAAACCGACUACGAGUGCUCCAGCUCCACCAGCUGCAUGGCGGUGUCCUGCCCGCGGCAGCGCUACACGGCCAACUGCACCGUGCGGGACCACGUCCACUGCCUGGGUAACCGUACUUUUCCGAAAAUGCUGUACUGCAACUGGACUGGCGGUUAUAAGUGGUCUACUGCUCUGGCUCUGAGCAUCACCCUUGGUGGGUUUGGAGCAGACCGCUUCUACCUGGGCCAGUGGCGAGAAGGCCUCGGCAAGCUCUUCAGCUUCGGGGGCCUGGGAAUAUGGACGCUGCUCGACGUCCUGCUCAUUGGAGUUGGCUACGUAGGACCAGCGGAUGGCUCUUUGUACAUUUAG
Molecule: messenger RNA, 744 nt
Organism: Lipotes vexillifer (Yangtze River dolphin)
Lineage: Eukaryota; Metazoa; Chordata; Mammalia; Artiodactyla; Lipotidae
Gene: TM2D3
Product: TM2 domain containing 3
Exons: 6
Coding region: 1-744 (247 amino acids)
Source: RefSeq, a predicted model, not a curated record